This is a messenger RNA of Strongyloides ratti, 1458 nucleotides long. RefSeq names its product Major facilitator superfamily and Major facilitator superfamily domain, general substrate transporter and Major facilitator superfamily domain-containing protein. Gene Ontology annotation, cellular component: lysosomal membrane. The coding region runs from base 1 to 1458 and encodes 485 amino acids. Gene Ontology annotation, molecular function: transmembrane transporter activity. NCBI's taxonomy places the organism in Eukaryota, Metazoa, Nematoda, Chromadorea, Rhabditida, Strongyloididae. The transcript has a single exon. Gene Ontology annotation, biological process: transmembrane transport. The record is from RefSeq and is a predicted model, not a curated record.
AUGGAUAAUUAUCAUACACCAUGGAUAAGUGUUUGGUAUUGUAUAGUUAUACAAUUUUUUUUUGGACUUCAAGGAUCAGUAUUUUAUACUUCUAUGUGGUCAUAUCUCUCAAGUCUUUAUCCUAAUAUUACUGUUAGUUAUUAUGGAUGGUGUGUUGCAUCAUUUAGUUUAGCUCAAGCAAUAUCAUCACCAAUAUUUGGAUUAUGGAGUGAAAAAAAUACAACAUUAAAAAUACCAACAACAAUAGGUUUAUUAUUUAUAUGUAUAGGAAAUAUUUUAUAUUGUUUUUUAACAAAAUUACCCAUUAAACAAUUAUAUUUUUUUGCAAUAUUUAAUAGAAUAGUUUGUGGUAUUGGUGAAGGAUGUUUAAGUAUUAUACGUGCCUAUAUUGCUACAGCAUGCCAUGAUGAUGAUCGUUCAAAAGCUGUUACCAUUGGUUUUGGUGCAUAUGUACUUGGAUUGGCAUUUGGACCAACAAUACAAUUAUUAUUUUUACCAUUUUUUUCAGAAAGAUAUGUUAAAAAUACUUUUAAUAUUAAUGUUUAUAAUGCUCCAGCAUUUACAUUUUCAAUAUUAUCUAUAAUAUUUAUUAUUGGUAUAUAUAUUUUUAAAUUUCCUUAUAAUCCAAAAAUUAUUCAACCAAAACAUAUCAAGGUUGUUGAAAAAUGUUCUAAAAAUCAGGAAGAGACAUUAGAUUACCUUUCAAUAUGUAUUUUAAUUUAUACAUAUGUAACACAACAAUCAUUUGCCUCAAAUGAUGAAGUUCUUGCAUCACCAUUUACAAUUGCUUUAUAUAACUGGACAACUGAUGAAGCUAUCAAAUAUAAUGGAAUAAUUUUUACAUUUGCAGCAUUUUUAUCUGUUAUAGUAUAUUUAUUAUUGGCAUAUGAUAUAUUUGGAAAAAUAGAUAGAAGAAAAAUUAUUUUAGUUGGUUUAAUAUUAUUUGCUACACAUCAUUUAGUUAGCCUACCAUGGAAUUUUUAUGAUGGUCCACUUGAUUAUGUACCACUUAAAAAUAAUACUACUAUUGAAGAUUUUACUUAUGCUGGGGGGUGUUCUAGAAGAUAUGAUUGGUGUGUUACAACAAAACGUGUACCAUUAUUUUUGUAUGUUUUUACAAUGAUGAUAUCAUUUGGUUUGGCAUAUCCAUGUGUUAGUAGCUCAAUUGGAACUAUGUAUGCAUCACUUCUUGGUAACAGAAAACAAGAUUUUUUUCAAGGAAUUCUUGAAUUUUUUGGAUCAUUAUUUAGGUGUAUGUCACCACCAAUAUUAACAAUGCUAUUUAAUGCUACAGGAUAUAAAUAUACAAUGUUAAUACAAUUUGUUUUAUUAUUAAUAUCAAUUAUAUUUAUUAUUAUAUGUUGGAAACGUUUGAAAGAUAAAAAAUAUGACAAUUUAUAUAAUAAUUAUUCAAUAUCACCAUCUAGAAAAAAUUCAAAUAGUGUUGAGUUUACAUAA